GCCCCUUCUUUUGCUCUCUAUUUGGUGCUCUCUGCUGACUCUCCUCAUUGCCUGCUGCUGCCAAUUCUCUCGCCUUGCUGGAGGGCAUUUAAGCAAGGUCUUCCUGGCACCACGGUGUUGAUUGGGUUAUCUAUUAUGUUAAGCAGCACGGGAGGGAGUAGUAAGAACAACAGUAGGAACAGAUGGCUUGCAAAGGGUUCUCAAAGAUAACUUAAUCGCCAGGGAGUUGGUCUUUAUUUGUUUAAACUGUAAAAGUUUUUAAAAACAUACACAGAGAGAGUAAAAGAAAUAAAAGCAGUUUAGAUUAAAAAACAACCAACUAUUAAUGCCGGGUGGAAGAAAGGAAGCUAAAGAAGAUGCUAGUUGAAUGUUGCCAGCGUUUUCCGACUGACUGGGAGAGGGUAAAGACAAACAAUGAGAACGUGUACCUUUAAGAGGAAAAAGAAAGCCGGAAGUAACUCAGAUGUGUAGCAAGAGGAGUCUCAAAGUUUAGUGGAUCAAUUGAGGGGAGCUUGGAGGGAGAUUAUAUUAUGGUCUUGUUGGGUCCUUGCAGCAGGACCAGGAAUAAGAGGAACCCAGCUGAAGAGCAAACGCAAACAUCACAGAAACAUCGUGCCUUUGCAACUGUGGGAUGAGUCUCCCUCGUUUUCCCCUCCAGAAGUAUAAUAUUACACUUGCCGCUGUCGGAGGGUUUUAUAAAGAGCUGGGAGCGACUAGCAGCACCAGCAGAGAGCCAGAGGAAGAGGGAAGGGAGCCUCCGGACAGCAGCGGAGUCCUAAAGGCGAUUGAUUGCAGCGCAGCCCAGAUCACGAUGAGGACGAUCCUGGUCCUUCUGGCCUCUUGGCUGGUUCUAGCACAAUCCACAGCUGUUGCUACCACAGCUGACGAAGGAGAGCGUCCACCUCCACCUUCGGAUGCCAUUUUGCAACAAGACAUCACUGAUCUGCAGCAGCGGGAAGUGGAAGCUCACGGCGAAGAGCCCUCUGAAGGUUUCGUUCUGCAGAGAGAGAUCACCGAUGACGUGGCCUCCUCGUUCCUAGUCCACGGGGAGCCCCAGGCGUCUUCCUGCACCCCGACGGGGAGAGGCUUUGGCCGCCGCUCCAAGCUGGACGAGUUCCCGCCCGGCCGCCCCACCGCCAGCAACCUCUGCAACAUCUGCUCCGAGGGGAGGAGCAAGGCCUCCUACGGAUCCUGGAACUUGCCCCUCACCGGCUUCAGCCACCUGCGCCGCCAGGGGGAGGCCCUCAACAACUUGGAGGCCGGGUUCAAGCAGUGCUGCCAGCUGCCCGAGAAGGAGAAGCUGAGCUGCUGCAUCAGUGUGUGGUCCGAUGUCCUGGAGCAGUUCUGCAACGCCGAGUUUUCGGUGAAGACCAGGCCUCAACCCUGCUGCAAGCUGGAGGGCGCGUCGCGGGAGGACUGCUUCGUCAGGGAGGCUCCGUCCCCGAAUUACAGUGCCGGUCAAGGCCCAGAAGAGGGCAAGGCCUUCCUUCCUGCGCCUCUGCUCAGCCCUCAGCAGCUUCCAGAAAUCUCCUUCCCUCCCGGUCAACCCACCAGGACCAACAUCAAGAACAUCUGCACUCUGCGCCGAUUCCGGCCCACCUAUCUCAGUGGCGUCCUCCCACGGUCGGGUAACACCUGGUUUGUGCGCCGAGCCCAGACCGUGAACCGUGUGGAGAAGGCCUUCAAGAAGUGUUGUCCGAAGCAAGACGUCAGCUGUGCCCGCCAAGGGUGGCAAAAAUCUCUGACUCAGUUCUGCAAGCAGGAGAGGAUGGUGAAAGACCGAGUCCACGCCUGUUGCCAGGGGGGCAAGGUGGACUAUGCCUGCUUUGCUUCCCAGGCCCCACACCCGGCCUACGACAAAGAGAUUCAGGUGGUCAGCCUGGCCCAGGCGACCCCACCCCUUCUGGAUCUGCUCUGCGGCCAGUUCAUGCUCCUCACUAAACAGAGGCAAAUUCCGGCUUUAGUCAAGAACAUCACAGAACCCUGCUGCAAGCUGCAAGGCGACGAGAGGACACAGUGCGCAGAGUCGGCGAGCUCCCAGUUCAUCACCACCCUCUGCAGCGCCCCAAAAGGCUCCUGGAAAGACCCCAAGAAAUGCUGUGCCCAGCCAGAAGGUGCGCCACGCCAGGAGUGCUUCAACCGGAACUACCUGGCUGACAUCUCGGUGGCCAGCGCCGCACGUUGACUCCACCCGACAAGAGCCGACGGCAUGCCUCUGAGCGGACUUUUGGCAAAGCACUAAAAUGCACUGCCCUCUCGACUGGUCCCCUCUUCCCUGGCUCCAGUUCCACCCUUGGGGAACGGGGUUCAUUGCUUCCCUGGCUUGUCCUCUAAAUGGUCCACCCUCUGAGGUUGCCUCCCACCCAAGUCAGGGGCAGCGGGGCACUUGAAGCCUUCUGCACGCACUGAAUGCACUGCCCACUCAAGGGGGCCCCUCCGAGCCCCGGCUUCGAUGCACUUUAUCACCUGGGCAAUUGCAACAGGCCAGUCUGGUAGUUUGUAAGUUCUCGAUCAUUCCUCCCGAGCUUCUUGUCCAACUUCGUCUUCCACCCCGGAUGCUAACCCACUGAAGGCCAUUGGCUGGGCAUUGGAGGGGAGAAAACAGCAUCCCUCUGACACUUCAGCCAGUUUGCAAAGUUGUUCCGUUGCAUCCGGAUUCAACGCUGCCAGAUCUUGCUGCGAUUUCUGUUCCCUGGUGUUCACUGUGCCCUGAAAAGGAGAGUCUGCGCUUGGCUCUGGGUUAUAUGUACAUUGUAGAGAUGCGCACGGACCAAUUUUUGCGAUUCAGUUCAAACUUGAAUCCGAUCAGAUUCGAUUCGAGGUGGAUAAGGUUAGAUUAGGAUUUGAAUUGAUUCGACCCACUGAUAGUGAUAGAGCUGAUAGUGCCAAAUUUAAUGAAGUAGAGACUUGGAGAAUUUGAGGGGCGGGGAUUUUCAGAAGAACAGGCCCUCAGGCCCAUUAGUGGCAGGAGAGUCCACAGGUCAGCAUUUCGCUCUGCCAAGCUGCAUUUCUGCAUCUUGUUCUGGCGAACUCCAUUGUGCUCACAGUGACAAUGUAUUUGUAUAUCCUGCUGUACGGCUCCCUGCCAGAAACAAAGGGCUCUUUGUAAUAAACUUCCUUGUGGAUGACCAA
Molecule: messenger RNA, 3132 nt
Organism: Hemicordylus capensis (graceful crag lizard)
Lineage: Eukaryota; Metazoa; Chordata; Lepidosauria; Squamata; Cordylidae
Gene: ECM1
Product: extracellular matrix protein 1
Exons: 9
Coding region: 632-2185 (517 amino acids)
Biological process (GO): signal transduction; regulation of bone mineralization
Cellular component (GO): extracellular region
Source: RefSeq, a predicted model, not a curated record